GUCACAACAGUAAAAUGUCUGAGGCUGAUGGAAUAGUGUACUCUGAUGUUAAGUUCACAAGAGGGAAGAGAAACACCAGUGGGACUGCUUCCUCAGAGGCUGAAUCCACAUACUCUGAAGUCAGGAUCUUGAAGACUCAUCCAUCCACAGAGCUCCCUGGUUCCCAACAACACCCAGUGUCAAAUGGAGGGUCAAAGGUCACACCAGAGAGAGUGGUCAUAGUAGUUCUCAGUGCUCUCCUGGCAGCUGCUGUCAUCACUCUCGGCUUUACCUCUCUUGAUAACAUGCACACCAAGCAAAGUUUCCAGACUCUGAGAGAUGAACUUGAAGCUGUGAAAAGAAAUCUCACAGAGAGAUGCUGUGAAGUAAAAUCAUACAACACGGUGCAGAAAACCAGCCCACAACCUCCUGUAGUAAAAGAAAAUGAGUCAUAUCCAAAAUGUGAAUAUGGCUGGGAGCAGCAUGGAAGACAGUGUUAUUAUUUCUCCACCAAUUAUUUCACCUGGAGUAACAGCAGAGAUGAAUGCCGACAGAAAGGAGGAGAUCUGGUUCAGAUAGACAGCAGAGAGGAGCAGACAUUCCUGGAGCUGAAACUGAGAGAAAAAAUGAACAACAUUUGGGACAAGUUCUGGAUCGGACUGACAGACUCAGAGAAAGAGGGCACAUGGUUGUGGGUAGACGGCUCACCACUGAACGAGAGUUUGACAUUUUGGUUCCCCGAUGAGCCAGAUAACUGGACAGGGAAAGAUCCUGAUGGAGAGGACUGUGUGAGGAUGGGAGAGAAAGCAGGAGCUCCUGAUCUGAAAUGCUGGUUUGAUGAAUCCUGCAAAUAUGCUCACAGAAGUAUUUGUGAGAAACCAGCAUGAUGUGAACAUUUUACUCUUCAGUGUGUCUGAAAUGUAGUUUAAAUGAAAUUUCAGCCUGUUAAACAAUCUCAGUACAGGAUACAGAAUUUGGAGCAGUUUUAUUUUUAUAUGUGUAAUGUUAAAAUAAAUGAAUAAAUAAGGAAAAUAUUAAAAUGCAGUUUGUUUAAUGUGCCCAACAAUACUAUUAUAUAUUAUAUCAUCAGACUAUAGUUACUCAUGUAUUAAUGGAAAAGCAGCUUUUUAGUGUCAUAGUUUGUUGAGGUGGAGCUUAUUUCUAACCGUUAUAUAUCAUAUUAUUAUAUUAGUUGCUGUCCAUAUAUUUAUUUUCUGUUAAUCGACAUUUUAAAUUACACUUAUAAUAAAACAUCAUAUUUUGUAAAGUCUCUGUAUAUGAUAUAAACUCUCCUGUUGUAAAGUAACUAGUAACUUAAGCUCCAAAACAUUUAUUUACAACAAGUUUUAUCUCCAAUCCAACAUCUACGGUUUAUAAAUACAAUAAAAACUGUUUGCUUUAGUAGAUGGAAGAAUAAUAAAAUGUUUGAAUAAAUUAGUGUUUAUUGAAACUUAACAGCAGUGUAUUUAUGUCAAUUUUGUUUUUGUUUCCAUUGUAGGUUACUAUAAUCUAUAUUUAUCUUCUGAUCUUUAGAUUUUUCUUGUUUUAUUGAUACAGUGUCAUUUUAAAUUGUUUUUAUAAUCAUAGUUUUUGUGUGAACUCCAGGAAGACCAGCAGCCACUUUGUAGAAGUUAAUUUGGAUCCAAAUACAAAAUAAAGUAUUUAAAUUGUUUGAUAAUUCAUAAAAUGCUAGCCUCAUCAUUUGUCAGCAUGCUCACCAUGAGGUUUGCUGAGUCAUUCAAAGUGAUAACACAGCUGUGAUAGUUCACAUUACACUUGUUUUACCCCAAAAAUAUGCACUAAUGAACAUGAAAUGUCCAACUGUGUUGUGUUCACAAACAGAGGAAUUGGACAUGGAUGUUUCUGCUGUCCACUGUUACUGUCGGUAGCUACGCCUCCUGACCAGUAGGUGUCUCUGUGGGACUGUGUACAGAGUGGAAGAGGACUGCAGAAUGAGGGACAGAGAAGUAGAGAGGAACAGGUGGAGAAGUACAGCGGCUGCAGGUGAAACGUGGAUGCUAUCAGUGUUAGCAGUUGCUAAAUAAAGCCCUCAAAUGUU
Messenger RNA from Dicentrarchus labrax (European seabass), 2038 nucleotides. Its product is annotated as C-type lectin domain family 4 member E-like. The record is from RefSeq and is a predicted model, not a curated record. Bases 15 to 866 code for a protein of 283 amino acids. Gene Ontology annotation, molecular function: signaling receptor activity. The transcript is spliced from 8 exons. Lineage: Eukaryota; Metazoa; Chordata; Actinopteri; Moronidae.